Messenger RNA from Phaeodactylum tricornutum CCAP 1055/1, 1380 nucleotides. RefSeq lists its product with no specific name. Gene Ontology annotation, cellular component: endoplasmic reticulum membrane. Gene Ontology annotation, biological process: cellular response to misfolded protein. Lineage: Eukaryota; Bacillariophyta; Bacillariophyceae; Surirellales; Neidiaceae. The record is from RefSeq and is a predicted model, not a curated record. The coding region runs from base 1 to 1380 and encodes 459 amino acids. The transcript has 4 exons. Gene Ontology annotation, molecular function: Hsp70 protein binding.
AUGACAUCAAAGUGUACAAUCCCGGUUGUGGAGGACGACCAGGUCCUACUUCGGUAUGGCAUUUGUCGGGUACCUCUUCCGCUGAAAUUUGACGCAACAGAAUGGGCCAUGCAACUGUCACAAAUCACGCCUGCCAUCAUGGCAGCUGAAGGUGACAACGAAUACGCCUUCUACCGCAACAUACUGGAAGAACCCGAUUUUCCAUUCGCUUCGAUUUUGGAAUCCGAAAUAGGGGCAGCUAUUUUGCGGCACUUUGCUGUUUCAAAUCUCGAUGACAUUAGGUUGGACGAUGCAUUUUGCGUUCACUACAAUAUGAGCCAGCACGAUACGUCGGGCUCACGACACAAGGACCCUAGCGAUAUCACUGUCAAUCUCUGUCUUGAAAAAUCGGAGGAUGCCGAAGGUUCUCAGGUACUAUUUUACGGCACGCAAGUUCUGCACAGUGUCGAGGGGCGCGCUGAAGACAUAAAAGAGGAAAGUUUUCGCUUUCUGGUUGACCAGCAUCCAAUGCAAGCUACUGUGCACUGGGGCAAUCACAUCCAUCAAACCACAAAUCUCUUUGGCCUAAAACGACCGCCACCUUCGUUAAGGCGGGGCGGUAUGACGAUAUUCCUGUUUGCAAUCCUUUGUACAUUCGCGUGCCGAUAUCAAGUCUUCAUCCGCGCCCAAAGCGAUGACUACGAGUACGUUCAAGCGGUUUUGGAGGAGGAUGAGCUGUAUGGCGACGACGAUGACGCGAGCUUGGACGAAUUACAAUACAAGGCACAACAAGAAGAGAUCCUAAGGCAACGACAAGCACGCGAAGCCGUGGAAAAGCUACAAAAAGAAAAAGACGAAACGUUUGAAAGAGAACUAAAGAGCUUGAACGAGCAACAGCAAAAAAUUGCCCGCAAGCAGAAGAAACGGGACUCUAGGACGGUGGAACUAGUCUUGAGAGCUGCCCGCAGUGAAAACUACUACGAAGUCUUGGGAUUGAGAAACUGGGAGAUUCGGAUCCCUCCACGUCAAGUAAAAGUUGGAAGCUUUGCUCUAAGGAUACCAGGUUUUUCCCUUUUCCAUAUCUCGACAGGGGCGAUUCGUAAAGCAUAUCGAUCUUUAUCGAGAGCUGUGCACCCCGACAAGAACCGGAAUGCCAGAGCUGAGGAGGCUUUUAUUGCCGUGGAAAAUGCUGCUACAGUACUUUCCGAAGAGGACUCCCGUUCGGAGUAUGACCAGACAAUAUGGGAAGUCCGAAGGGAAAAUCGACGGAAGGUUUUAGCCCUCGCAAAGAGUGUUGUCGAUAGAAUGUUUGGCGCAAGUGUGCGUGCCGUCGCUAUCCUUCGAAAAAUUCUUGGUCCUUUUUCGUUUCCAGUGUUUCUAUUAGGCCUGCUCAUUGUAUAA